GGAGAGUGAAGACACCGUUGCUUAUUCUAGGGAUUUUGAAAAAGACCCUAUUUUGGUACACGGUGGACAACAGGAAUGGGAAUCCUGUGCUGUGGGGUGUAAAUUCGGGGCUUCCUCCGGCAAAAAGCCUGAUGCUGCAUUUGGAUCUAUCCAAUCAGGUGGGACAGCUGGAGUGCUUCGGUCAAUGGAGUCUGCUGAGUACUAUUCUGAGAACAACAUUGCUCAGGCAAGACGGUGGGAGGGGAUAUGAUGUUGUGAUGACUACAAGUCUUUCUUCAGAUGUUCCUGUUGGGUAUUUUUCAUGGGCCGAGUAUGACAUUAUGGCACCAAUCCAACCUAAGACACAGAAAGCUAUCGCUGCUGCAUUCAUAUCUAAUUGUGGGGCUCGUAACUUUCGGUUGCAAGCUCUUGAAGCACUUGAAAGAGAAAGCAUCACCAUAGAUUCAUACGGUAGUUGUCACCGGAACAAGAAUGGUGAUGUGAAGAAAGUAGAUACUUUGAGGCACUACAAAUUCAGUUUGGCCUUUGAAAAUUCGAAUGAGGAGGAUUAUGUUACUGAAAAAUUCUUCCAGUCUCUUGUAGCUGGAUCUGUUCCCGUUGUGGUUGGUGCUCCAAAUAUCCAAGAUUUUGCUCCUUGCCCUGGUUCUCUUUUACAUAUAAAGAAGCUUGAAGAUGUUGAGUCAGUGGCCAAGACGAUGAAGCACCUUGCUGAAAAUCCAAGUGCAUACAAUCAGACCCUAAGGUGGAAAUUUGAGGGUCCAUCUGAUUCUUUCAAAGCCCUAGUUGACAUGUCAGCAGUUCAUUCAUCUUGCCGCUUGUGCAUUCACUUGGCAACAAGGAUCUAUGAGACAGAGGAGAAAGGUACAAACUUCACAAAACGUCCGUGCAGAUGUUUGAGGGGUUCAGAAGCUGUCUAUCAUGUAUAUGUACGUGAAAGAGGAAGGUUUAAUAUGGAGUCUAUUUUCUUGAGGUCAACUAAUUUAACAAUGGAGGCCUUCAAAUCGGCUGUGUUAAAGAAGUUCCAGUCUAAGAAGCAUGUUCCCAUUUGGAAACAAGAAAGGCCCCCGGUUCUGCGGGGAGGAGACGAACUCAGCGUGUACCGCAUAUAUCCUCUUGGGUUGACUCAGAGACAGGCGCUCUAUACGUUCAGAUUUAAUGGGGAUAGUGAGUUAAGGAAGCAUAUAGAAAGCAACUCUUGUGCAAAGUUCGAAGUCAUAUUUGUAUAAUUAGAUUAACUUCUGAUUCUCAUGUCAUGUGACCUCAUUAACUGUUAGAUCAGUGUACUAGUGUAGGCCAUAAAUUUUGCAACGGGUUAUUGACUUUAUUAAGGUUGAGCCAUCAUGGAAUCCUUUUGUUUUUUCUUACACGAAUAUCAGGUUUAUGUAAUGAAGUUGUUUAUGAUAGACAUAGACCUCAAAUCUCAAUCCUAU
Molecule: messenger RNA, 1430 nt
Organism: Cuscuta europaea
Lineage: Eukaryota; Viridiplantae; Streptophyta; Magnoliopsida; Solanales; Convolvulaceae
Source: the annotation of a GenBank genome assembly